AUGCGAAAGUUUGGAUUCGGGGAACGGUUUAUUGACAUGGUGUGGCGCCUGGUGUCCAAUGUUUGGUUUUCAGUCCUUAUCAAUGGCUCGUCCUAUGGCUUCUUUAAAUCCAGUAGGGGUUUGCGUCAAGGAGACACCCUAUCUCCUGUGCUGUUUGUAAUUGGGGCUGAGGUGCUGUCACGGGGCCUUAAUAGCCUAGUUACACAGCCUAGAUUUCGGGGUUUCACAGUUCCAAGGAGGUGUGUGCAGGUUACUCAUCUAGCGUUCGCAGAUGAUGUGAUAAUCUUUGCCAAUGGAUCCUCGGAAGCUUUAAAGCUAAUUAUGCGUAUUUUAGCCGGAUAUCAAGGAGCUUCCGGGCAGCUAAUUAAUGCCCAGAAGUGUGGAUAUCUCAUGCAUCCAUCCACGUCACCAGCUCGCCGAAGGGUGGUUAAGCGUUUGACUGGCUUUUCGAGACAGUACUUCCCCAUUCUAUAUCUAGGGUUCCCUUUGUAUUUUGGCAGAGGCAAGGCCACGCAUUAUGGGGAAGUGUGUCAGGCCAUACUGGGACGAGUCCUAUCCUGGAAGUCAAAGUUCAUCCCCCCCAGGGGGGAGGAUAGUCCUCAUCAAGCACGUGUUGUCAUCGAUCCCAAUCCAUCUCUUGUCUGCCGCUGUGAUGCCAAAAUCAAUAUCCAAAGUCAUCGAGAAGGCCUGUUCGGAUUUUUUAUGGGGAGCGAAUGGCGGGGAAUCCAAACGGCAUUGGAUCCGUUGGUCUCAAUUGUGCUAUCCUGUCGAAGAAUGAGGAGUUGGCUUCCGAAGGCUUAG
Messenger RNA from Coffea eugenioides, 801 nucleotides. RefSeq lists its product as uncharacterized. NCBI's taxonomy places the organism in Eukaryota, Viridiplantae, Streptophyta, Magnoliopsida, Gentianales, Rubiaceae. The transcript has a single exon. The record is from RefSeq and is a predicted model, not a curated record. Bases 1 to 801 code for a protein of 266 amino acids.